Hemibagrus wyckioides is the source of this 3993-nucleotide messenger RNA. RefSeq names its product family with sequence similarity 169 member Ab (gene fam169ab). The transcript is spliced from 13 exons. The coding region runs from base 159 to 2696 and encodes 845 amino acids. The record is from RefSeq and is a predicted model, not a curated record. NCBI's taxonomy places the organism in Eukaryota, Metazoa, Chordata, Actinopteri, Siluriformes, Bagridae.
GCGUGCGUGUCCUCAGUGUGGCGUAGCGGCGCUCGUGCUACUUACUCCGAGUCACAACGAGCUGACGUCUCGCGGGCCGGAACAGCUACAUUACUGUAAAACGACCAAUUAUUCUACAAAAAAUACAACGACAAGCGCAUCGCGGCUGAGACGAAGGGAUGGAGUUCCCUGUGGAUGUGCUGGAAGCCACGAGUCAUGGGGAGCUGGAACGCUCGGCUCAUAUCUACAUGAAUGAGUUGCUUUACGCUGACCCUGACCACGCCCAUUACAUCACACUGCCUAGUGGAAAGGAGGUUCAGAUCAGCCUGUCCAGUGUGGGCUUUGCUCCUCUGUAUGGAGCCAAUCUCCAGCACAAAGUCCUGGCUCUGUUCUCCCCACAGGACCAGCUCACAGCUGUGGCUUUGUUUUUGGCCAAUCGGUGGUACUCUAUGGAAGAUAUCCUGAAAACAGCAAACUCCAAGCGAGACGGCCUCAUCAAGGUGAGAUCUGUGGGUGAGAGGAUCGUCCUGUACGUGUUGAACCGUAUUGUUUACCGCACUAACGAGAUGGGAAGUGGAGAGAUGCCCUUCCUGUGCCACGGUGAAAACGCCUAUGCCAAAAUCCUCUGGAAGAAUGGCCAAGCUGUGGGCUUCUUCUCAGUCAAACCAAAGGGUAGUGUUUGUAAUAACUCUUUGGGUCAGUGCUACUUCCUCCCCGUCAUGGACUCUAUUUUUGUAAGGAAAGCUCACCGGGGAAAAGGCUAUGGGCUGCAGAUGCUGGAGGAUUUUGUGGAUUCUUUUAAUGAGGAUGAACUUGGCCUGAAGUACCCUUUGUCUCCAGCUAUGACAAAUGUGUGUAGGAAUUAUCUGGACCGUUACCCGGCUGAUGUAGACCUGUUCUGGGAGGUAGAGAGUGUCGGUGGCCCUUACCAGAGGACCAGAGUGGCUUAUAAACUCAGCUCUAAACCACUGAACGUAGAUACUCAUAAAGGUGGCCAUGGUGAUGGCAGCGGGCAAAAUGGAGAUGUUGUGGAGGACGAGGUGGAAGAAUCAGAGGAGUCCUGUCUUAACGUUACAGAGGAAGUUAUUGUGGUCAACAAGCAUCAUAAAGUAACUGAAGAGUUAGACACACCAAUCUCCACACGCACCCGGAGCAGUGAGCACAGGAGGAGGAAGCGAGUCCAUGACGAAGAGGAGGCAAAGAGGGUGGAGAGCCGGCCAGAAAAAAUCAAUAGGAUGGAGAUAACAGAAGAGGAGAAGAAGGAAUUCAUCCCUAAUGAUGGUGUGGCAGCUCAAUCAAUGCCUGAGGAUUCUACUGAGAGCCCGACUGUGGAAGUCAACUGCAAGCAGGCUGAAGAUAAGCAGGAGGUUAAGGAGGGCGCAGAAGAGGAGGAUGAAUCCGCUAUCCAGAACGGCUCCGGCGGCGAGGAAAGAGAGGAGAUGGAGGUUGAGGAGGUGGCUGAGGAAAGCGAGGCUCCUGUACAAAAGGAUGACACUCAGACUAUGGACACUCUGGAGGAGCAAGCUGCAGAACUACAGGAAGCAGAUGCUGCUACUGAGAAUAACCAAGAAAUGGAAGUAGAUCCUAUGUCUCAUCUGCAACAUAGCGAGGAAGAUUCUCCUGCAGCUGAGAAGAAUGGGGUUGCUAUAAAUUUACAGAAAGACACAACAGCAGCUCCUGCAGAUAAGAAACCGGACAUUGCUCCUGCAGAUGAAGAGCAACAAGAAGUAGCUCCUGCUACUGAGGAGGAACAAGAAGUACCCCAUGCAGCUCAGGAGAAACAGGAAGCAGCUCCUGUUCCAGAGGGUAAACAAGAAGUAUCUCCUGCAAAUAUGGAAGAGGUAGUCGUAGCUCCUGUAUCUGAAGAGGAACAGGAAGGAGCUCCUGCAACUGAGAAGGAAGAUGUAGUAGCUUCUGUAGCUGAGGAAGUACAGGAAGAAGCUCCUGCAGCUAAAGGGAAACAAGAUGAAGUAGCUGUAGCUGUGGAGGAACAGGAAGGUGCUCUUUCAGUUGAUGGGGUGCAGGACGUAGCUCCAGAAGCUGCAGAAAAUGAAGUAGAUCCUGCAGUUGAGGAGGAACAGGAAGUAGCUCCUGAACUAGAGAAAAUCGAAGAUAAUGAAGUAGACCCUGAAGAUGAGAAACAGGAAGUAGAUCCUCCCACCGACGAGACGUCAUCUUCACUUGCCACUGAUUCUGAGGAUAUCUCGGAGGAGGCUGCGGAUGUAGUGUAUGAUAUCGAAGUAACUGCCUUAUCUGAUCAGUCUUCUAAAAAAGACGAGAGGCAGCCUUCUGGAGAAGAUGCUUUGACAUUGAUGCUCGAGGAAGAGGAGGCAGCUCAGAAAGAGGACGAGACGGAUGAGGAGGGAGAGGUAGAGGUAAAAAAUGUGAAAGAAGCUUCUGAUAUUUCAAGGGUUCUUCGGGGAGCCAGAACCAGAACGGUGCCUCCAACCUCCAAACGCACCUCCAAGAGACUGAGCAAGAUGACACUGGAGGACGAAGAGGAAGAACAUGGAGAGGCGAAAGUGGUAGAUGAAGACAAGGGAAUGAGCACAGAGGAAGAAAAGGUGACGACAGAGGAGGAGGAGGCGGAGCACAGUUCAGAGGAGGAGGAGCAAGUACAAGAUCCACCAGUGAUUGACAAGCGGGUGCUGAGGGGGAAAACCAAAGUGAUUCAGAUCACGCAGAGAACCAGAGGCAAGCGACGUGGCAAGAUGUGAACACACACAGUCACCACAUACACACUUGCUCACUGAAUGUCACUUAACUACACACAGUUGAAUAAUACACACACAAAAUAGUCUUCUCAAAGGAAAGGUUCUAAUACACAAAACAGCACAGAACAGCCACUAGUGACGUUUAAAGCUCGUGUGUGUGUGUGUGUGUGUGUGUGUACAGUAUAUACAGUCUAUAUAAACACACACAUGCACAACUAAGCUUAAACCUGAUGGGAUUUUAUAGUGCUGGAUUUUUAUAUUGAGGUUCGGGGUUACUAUGAUUCUCUGUCUUCAAACUGUUACUAAAGUUUUUGUUAACUCACUUUUUAUUACUGAAACAGCAGAAAAAAAAGCUAUUUUGUAUAAAAUAUUUCAGAUCUUCCGGUCCUUCCUAUACAAAACAAUCACUAUUAAAGCCAAUUUAGCAGUUAUGAAUAAUUCUUUAUACGACCGAUGUCUUGUUUCAGUACUGUUUUUAAAAAGCCCUCAUCAACUUCCCUUCUCCAUUAAACGAAAUAUUAUGGCACAUAAACCAUGCCAGUAAAUGCAACACUGCUUUUUUUUUAUUUUUUAUUUUUUUAUUCAUUUAUCACCUCUCUCUCUUUCCCAUUUAAAAGCCAAAGGAAUGGCGAACUCUGGAUUUUUGAGUGUAAAUGAGAGUAUGAAGGAAUUACGAUAAUAAAUGUAGACUUUAUUGAUUGGUUAGACGAUUGUGCAUUUUGCUUUUACAUGAGGACCAGUGAUCCGAAGUGAAAAUAUAACCCCUUGAUGAUGCAUAUAUUACUCAAAUGUGGCAAAUGUGUUGCAGUAAUGUCAUAAUAUUUUGUGUUUCUAUAUCACUGGCCUUAGUGUGAAAAAUAGUUAUUUUGCUGCAUCAAGAAAAGAAAUAUUUUUACCCUUUACAUCAGACAUUUGUUUGUUCAUUUUUCUUGUGUUCACCACAUGAGGGAGCUCUAUGGUUAAAACACACACACACACUCCAUAUCUUCCUACACACACCCCAAUGGCAUUUAUAGUAGAAACUGUUCUCACCGUGUGUUUGUCUGAACCUCAUGUUGGAUUUCUGUACCUUUCACCUAUGUUUCUUUACCUGCACUUUGAAAUAUCUGUUGUUUACAUCUGAAACUCAAUUUCCAAUACUGUACCCAAGUAAACAUUUCAACUCUGCCACCCUUUUACUGUAAAUCUAUCUAUCUUUUUUUUUUGUGAUCAUUUCUUUCCAAAUAUUCCUGUACCAUGAUACUGAUUUGUUUAAGCUGUGACUUUAUUUCUGUAGAAAAUAAAUCAUUCUUUAUAUACA